AUGAGACCGUUACGUUUCUCGGGUUGCGUCGGGCUCUGGGUAUAUUUACAGGCCGCCCUGGUUCUUCAAUUCAGUCAUGUUCCGGUGGUCACGGCCGUCGAGGUAGAGAUACCACUGAGGCCGGAUCUGAAGGACUACUUCAAAUUGAAUUUUAAAGCUUUCCUGGCCAUCGGUCACCAGAUUGAUAAGUUGAAGAUUAUCAGGGACCAGAAUUGCCCGACGGGGGACCCAUCGGACCUAGCUUAUCCCAAAAUCAUCGCCAAUGACCAUUUCUCCUCGUCGUUGAGUUAUAUGGUACGGAAACUGCGUCUUGCAGAAGAUCAGUUAUCCCAAGCUCUCAAACUCAUGCAAGAAUACUAUAUAUCCGAUCCUACGAAACUUAGGGAGUUACUGGGGAGAUAUAACUUUCAAGAUAUUACAACUGCAGAAGCUGCACGGGAUCAACUAGUCUUAUAUCGAGAACUCUUUGCUGAAGAUAUUCCAGUAUUUAGUCGCUUUUCGACAUGGUUAGAGAAGGUACCCGGUCAGACACAACCGCACGUGAAUGAUAUGACAAAGAACCUACUACAGCUAUCGUGGAAAAUCGAAGGAGCUACUGAGGCUGAUUUUACCAAAGACCACAAACUAAAAGUCGACACCGACGCACGGAACGCUACCCUCGAAAGAUUCCAAGACGUCGACUUUCGAGCAGAUAGUGGAAGAGCGGCUGCAAUAGCGGCAGCUCAGUGGGGGGAAGAAAAUCUGACCUAUCAGUUCAAGCAAUAUGCACAUAAUGACUUUCCAGUCGCCGCAGUCUUUCGAAAGAUGCAAAAGUGGUACGACUGCUGGGAAGCGCCAUUGUCCACCAUUGUGAGCGUGCUUGCCAACAGACUCGGCCCGUUUCCAAUAUGGGAAAGGGAAGACUGA
Molecule: messenger RNA, 906 nt
Organism: Orbilia oligospora ATCC 24927
Lineage: Eukaryota; Fungi; Ascomycota; Orbiliomycetes; Orbiliales; Orbiliaceae
Exons: 1
Coding region: 1-906 (301 amino acids)
Source: RefSeq, a predicted model, not a curated record